AUGAAGAAGGUAAUAGGACAGAGUACAAAACAGGAGCGCGAGAUUUCCAAGCUACGACACCUUAUUGACCGCAUCCAAGCUGAGCGUAAGCAGCUCGAGCAGCAGGCCAUCAGCAACAGGGACUACGCCAAGAAGAUCGAGCAUCGCUUUUUCAUGGGCACCAAAGGCCAGUCGCUAGCUCAGUGCAACCUCGAGCUCAGCUCCCGGUUACGAGCUCUGCAGGAUACCCUCAAGAAAAAGGAUCAGGCGUUGAUGCAAACUGAGCAGGAACGUGAUGAAGCGCGCGAUAAACUUGCAGUCGUCCAACGCGCUCUGGACACGAGGCUCGAGUCGUACCAGCUGAACGGCAGCUUGCAUACAGGCCUGCUCUUCGAGAUCUCAAAGCUGCAAGACCAUAGUGAGGCGUUAGCUCUGCAACUCGCACAGGAGCGGAAGCAAAUGUCAGCGCUGGGGGGCCAACUGAAGAAGUCGCAGAAGCGCGAGGAAGAGCUGGAGGAUGCGCGAACAGUUCGGGAGACCUGGAUAGCAACAAUGGAGAAGGAACGUGCUGCGCUCGACGAAAAGCUGGCUCAGCUGUCUGGUGACGUGCAGACCGCAGCGUGUGAAAAGGCUACACUACUCCGCUUUAUCCACGAGCAAGCUGAGGCCAAGUUCCAACUGGAAGCUCGACUCAAGGACGAGCAGGCGCAACGGCGCCAGGAAAUUGAGAGGGCGCAGCACGCGCUUAAGCUCUGGGAGGGGGAAAUACAGCAGCUCAAGGCCAGUUUGCAGUCUGCUCGACAGGAUUCUGAACGGCAGCGAGAGGAAUUCGAUCGCGUCAUGGCCACACUGCGAGAGCAGCAGGAGGUCAACUCGAAGCAGCGAGCACGGGAGGCAGAGAUGAAACUGGAGCUGGAACGGCUUGAAGGUGCUCGAAAGAAGUGCGAGGAUGAUUUCUUAGCAGCUAAAGACGUUUGUCGCGAGCUUCAGUCUACUGUCGAACAGCACGAGGAAACUGGACGCCAGCUGCGCUCAGAGAUCGACGCACUAGAGACAACUCGACGCGAGUUGCUUGGACAGAUCGAGACGAAGCAAGCUGAGGAGCGUGCUCUUCGUAAGGCGAUGGAGGGCGCUCUCCAAGACUUGGCGGCUCUGUCCAAGCAGCGGAACGAUGCAGCGAAGGCCAUGAGCGAAGCUGUGACGAUUAGCGCGUCUUCGCUUGAAGAACAGCAAGCGCUGGAGCGCCAGGUGGAG
This is a messenger RNA of Phytophthora sojae, 1233 nucleotides long. RefSeq lists its product as hypothetical. The annotation marks the transcript as partial. The record is from RefSeq and is a predicted model, not a curated record. Lineage: Eukaryota; Oomycota; Peronosporomycetes; Peronosporales; Peronosporaceae. The transcript has 2 exons.